This is a messenger RNA of Cuculus canorus (common cuckoo), 2849 nucleotides long. It is a transcript of the gene CCR4, whose product is annotated as C-C motif chemokine receptor 4. The record is from RefSeq and is a predicted model, not a curated record. NCBI's taxonomy places the organism in Eukaryota, Metazoa, Chordata, Aves, Cuculiformes, Cuculidae. Gene Ontology annotation, molecular function: C-C chemokine receptor activity. The transcript is spliced from 2 exons. Bases 646 to 1722 code for a protein of 358 amino acids. Gene Ontology annotation, biological process: immune response; inflammatory response; chemotaxis. Gene Ontology annotation, cellular component: membrane.
GGAAGAUCAAACAGCAAUGAAUAAAAGGACCCUUCUCUGUAUUAAAUCUAUACAGCUCUUUUCUUCUACAGUUACAUAGUGUAACUUGAAAAAUUUAGUUAUCUAGUAGAGACGGACUAGAAAUACAACUCCCAAGCACCUACCAAUCAUCUUCCUCCUCUCUGCUCACUACAGAUGAUCCUUGAACUAUUUUGUUCUAAGUUUAAGAUGCAUUUUACAACUCAUAAGAAAGAACAAGGUUUCUGUUCAAUGAGAGCUAUUUAGUGACACCUACUGUUAAUGAUCAUUGAGUAAGAUGAAGCUGCUUUAACUCAGCAAUCAGGCUCUCAGUGGAAAUUUUGCAUUUCCUUACACACUAUAAGAUGUGUUUAAUUUUAUUUCUGAGUUCAAGGGACCAUCUCUAGUGAGCAUUGAGGAGAUAACCACUUGUGAUACAAUCUGUAAGGAAGUGCGAAUUUCCGUUAAGAGAUACAGCUACCUAGUGACAUCUGCUUUUUGCAGCUGCUGGAUAUUGCUGUGUAGGCAGCACCUCACUGAUAGAGCUACCUGGUGAGAAGCAAGUGAUUCUGCACCUUCAGAGAAAAGAAGCUUCUUCACAUCAUCUGAGAAGAAAGAAGGAGAAAAGGAACUGGGAGAAAAAUACCCAUGAGUUCUUCAAGUACGGAGCCCUUUGAAGUCGAAAUCUCAACCGUAUAUGACUAUUAUGAAAAUUAUAAUGAUGCUCCAAAACUAUGCAGUAAGGAAAGCGUCAAGAGGUUUGCAGCUUCCUUCCUACCCGUUCUUUAUACACUUGUAUUCCUGGUUGGGCUCAUGGGAAACAUCCUGGUCAUUGUGGUCCUCUUCAAAUACAAGAGGCUGAAGAGCAUGACCGAUGUGUACCUACUAAACCUUGCCAUCUCAGAUUUGCUCUUCGUAUUAUCCUUGCCGUUCUGGUCUUAUUUCACAAUAGAUGAAUGGGUUUUUGGAACUCCUUGGUGUAAAAUCAUUUCAUGGAUUUACCUGGUUGGGUUUUACAGUGGAAUAUUUUUUAUUAUGCUUAUGAGCAUAGACAGAUACCUGGCAAUUGUUCGCGCAGUGUUUUCCUUGAAAGCAAGGACUGCCUUCCAUGGCUUGACUACUAGCCUUGUCGUAUGGCUGGUAGCUUUUUCAGCCUCAGUUCCAGAACUUGUGUUUAGAGACUCUUUUAAUGAACAAAAUUAUACUACCUGCAAGCUGAGAUAUCCAGGCAAUUUCACGACGUGGAAAUUUUUUUCCACUUUGGAAAUCAACAUUUUAGGGCUCUUAAUUCCUUUUAUAGUUAUGACAUUUUGCUACUCCAUGAUCAUUAAAACAUUAGCUCAUUGUAGAAAUGAGAAAAAGAAUAAGGCUGUGAGGAUGAUCUUCGUUGUCAUGAUCGUGUUUUUCUUCUUUUGGACUCCUUACAACAUUGUUAUUUUCUUACAACUGCUGGAAAUUAUGGGAGUCAUUAGAGACUGUCAGGUCAGUAGGAAUCUGGACUAUGCUUUCCAGGUAACAGAAAUCCUCAGCCUUUUUCACUGUUGCCUCAACCCGGUCAUCUACUUUUUCAUGGGGGAGAAAUUUAAGAAGUACCUGAAGAUGCUCUUUAAGAACUGGCGGUUGCCUGGAAGCAUUUGCAAGUGGUGCAGAGUUCACAUCACUUACCACAGUGAAUCUACCAGCUCAUUCCACACACAGUCUACGGGGGAUCAAGAUGCUUUGUAAUACCUUUCAGACCAACCACCGAACGCUCACCAGCAAGCAAACUGGCAAAAGCAGGAGCUUCGAAAAGCUAAGCAAAGGCACAUGUAUUUAACGAUAAGCCAGUGCCAGCUACUUACCUCAAGCUUUGAUUUCUGCCUCUAGAUUUUCUGAAUAUUAUGAAAGAAGGUGUUCCAGACGUGAAACGUGGGAGACAGACAUGCAAUUUUACCUGCUGCGAUUACAAAGCACUGCUCAGAUGUAACAGCAGCCUUGGCUCUCCACAAAGCACGGUGCCGUGGCUGCUGCUUUUUCACCGGUAUGGAGAUGGAGGCUGGCCUGCGUGGAGGGGCAGAGGAGAGACAGAUGCACCUGCGUUUGGAAAAUGCAUUCAUUUAUUCAAGAAGGAUGGUUAGAACCGUAUUUUUUUAUUUUACAGUUGAUCUCUGCAGGACUUGUUUGCUCUGACUCUUAGCAAGCUAUUAAUAGUACCUGUUACUGUUAAAUGUUUCGUCUCAUGGAGAGGACACACCCUCUGACAUUAAGAAAAAGCACACAAAAUAUAUUCUUUAUCCGCACAAAGAUGCAAAGCAAAUGCAAUACAUUGCAUUAUAGAUGUGUUUUCUUUUAGAUACCUGAGUUGCCAUGUAUGCCUGUGUGUAGGGGUAUAUAAAGACGUUUUUAAUUACUUUACCACUGCGAUUCGGGACAACAAUUCUGCAUUUUAACUAAAAUAGAAAAUGUUAAAAAUAUUUUUUUAUUAAAAGGGUUUUACAAAGCUGAUUUUCCAGCAUGUAUGAAUAAAUUUGAAGCAUCUUGGUUAAAAGUACACCUUUGUUCUUUGUUCAAAAAGUACUUAACCCCAAUACUCAGUUUUCAUUCAUUAGAGGCCUAUCUGACAAAACCAAAGAAAGUAAAAGCAGAGAUUGGGUAGAGUAAGUCUGUCAUAACUUAGAAACCACACAAAGAAUCCUAGCAUUUGAUAACAGCAAAAUGUGAAUUGUGAUGUCCCUGUAGGGACUAACAGAUAACAUGAUGCUAAUCGGAGAUCUGGAACAGGACGGAAACUCUCACAGCAAUGUUUAAAUUUUCACACAAAAAUCAUUUUAAAAGUGGCAAAAAUCAGUAAUGUGGUAGUAGACAACGUAAGA